AUGCCACUCUGGGUGUUCUUUGUGAUUCUCACCCUCACCAGUGGCUCCCACUGCUCACCGACCCCCUCACUGCCCUUCAGGAUGCGGCGAUACGCAGAUGCCAUCUUCACCAACAGCUACAGGAAAGUUCUGGGCCAGCUGUCUGCCCGCAAACUGCUCCAGGACAUCAUGAUCAGGCAGCAGGGGGAGGGGAACCAGGAACAAGGAACCAGGGUCCGGCUAGGCCGUCAGGUGGACAGCAUGUGGGCAGACCACAGGCAGAUGGCGCUGGAGAGCCUCUUGGCAGCCCUGCUGCAGAGGCACAGGUGUCCCAAAGGGAUUGCAUUGUGGGUGAUGUGA
This is a messenger RNA of Onychomys torridus (southern grasshopper mouse), 339 nucleotides long. It is a transcript of the gene Ghrh, whose product is annotated as growth hormone releasing hormone. The coding region runs from base 1 to 339 and encodes 112 amino acids. NCBI's taxonomy places the organism in Eukaryota, Metazoa, Chordata, Mammalia, Rodentia, Cricetidae. Gene Ontology annotation, cellular component: perikaryon; extracellular region; terminal bouton. Gene Ontology annotation, biological process: adenylate cyclase-activating G protein-coupled receptor signaling pathway; positive regulation of cell population proliferation; positive regulation of growth hormone secretion. The record is from RefSeq and is a predicted model, not a curated record. The transcript has 4 exons. Gene Ontology annotation, molecular function: neuropeptide hormone activity; growth hormone-releasing hormone receptor binding; growth hormone-releasing hormone activity.